This is a messenger RNA of Nanorana parkeri, 1449 nucleotides long. RefSeq names its product serine/threonine kinase receptor associated protein (gene STRAP). The record is from RefSeq and is a predicted model, not a curated record. Gene Ontology annotation, cellular component: SMN complex. The transcript is spliced from 11 exons. Lineage: Eukaryota; Metazoa; Chordata; Amphibia; Anura; Dicroglossidae. Bases 71 to 1147 code for a protein of 358 amino acids. Gene Ontology annotation, molecular function: protein binding; RNA binding. Gene Ontology annotation, biological process: spliceosomal snRNP assembly.
CUUCGUCACUUCCUGUUCUUUUUCCUUCCGGUGGAGAGAGGCUGCGGCAGCGGCUGUGUUUGGUGGAAACAUGGCGAUGCGGCAAACCCCGCUGACAUGCUCCGGUCACACCCGGCCUGUGGUGGACCUGGCCUUCUCCGGAAUCACCCAGUACGGGUACUUCCUCAUCAGCGCCUGCAAGGAUGGGAAGCCCAUGCUGCGCCAGGGAGACACUGGAGAUUGGAUUGGAACGUUUCUGGGCCAUAAGGGGGCGGUCUGGGGGGCCACACUUAACAAAACUGCGACAAAAGCUGCUACAGCCGCUGCAGAUUUCACAGCGAAGCUCUGGGAUGCUGUCACAGGGGAUGAGCUGUUGACUUUGGCACACAAGCACAUUGUGAAGAGCGUUGACUUCACCCAGGACGGCAAUUGUCUUCUGACAGCUGGACAGGACAAGAUAUUGCGUAUCUAUGACCUUGCCAAGCCAGAAGCCGAUCCAGAGCAAAUUGGGGGUCACACAUCUGCUAUUAAGAAGGCUUUGUGGUAUAACGAUGAUAGACAGAUCCUCUCUGCAGCUGACGAUAAGACUGUGAGGUUAUGGGACAGAGCCAGCAUGACAGAGGUGAAAACGCUGAACUUUAAUCAAUCGGUCAGCAGUAUGGAGUACCUUCCAGAUGUGGACAUGCUACUCGUCACGUAUGGAAGAUCUAUUGCGUUGUACAACUCUUCCAGUCUAGAGCUGAUCAAGUCAUUUGAAGCUCCGGCCCCCAUCAACUCUGCAUCACUCCAUCCAGAGAAAGACUGUAUCGUGGCUGGAGGAGAUGACUUCAAGCUGUAUAAGUAUGACUACAGCAGCGGAGAGGAGCUAGAAUCAUACAAAGGUCAUUUUGGCCCGGUCCAUUGUGUGCGCUUCAGCCCAGAUGGGGAACUGUAUGCUAGUGGAUCAGAAGAUGGUACUUUACGCCUCUGGCAGACAGCAGUGGGGAAGACAUACGGCUUGUGGAAAUGUGUUUUGCCAGAGGACGAUUCUGGGCGGGUUUUCAAGCCUGUCCGGGUGAAACUCGAGAAUCAGUUUGUGUUUCACUUGAGAACUAUACAGAUUACAGAGGAGCUAGUCUCUGAGAAUUCAGACACCAUCUACAACGUGUCUGCUGAAAUGAAAGCCUGAACUGCCUGAAAAGUCCUCAAAUGGCAUCGUGAAACAUGCAGAUAUCAAGACUCCAGGAAUGGCAGACGCUUGUCGCAGUACGCACUCCUCCCAACAGGGAGUGCAGCAUCGGAGGUAGCAGAUUGGCAGAAGACACACGAGUUAUUCCAGCCAUGUGUUAAACUGUUUGGAGAUGGGGAAACGAUUCAUUUUCUGGGAGUUCCCGAUGAAAUAAUGUUUCCUCUGACUCCUGCCUGGUUCUGACCACUUUGAUAUUAUUAUUGUAGUUCCACUUAUGUGAAUAAAGUGUAUGGGGAAUGAGU